GUGGUCCGAAGUGGCAGCCUGACAUCCGGUCAGCGCGGGGAUUUUCCUCGCGGGGAAAGUGGCCGAGGCAGAAUGGGGAAACAGAAUAGCAAGCUGGCCCCUGAAGUGAUGGAGGAUCUGGUGAAGAGCACGGAGUUCAAUGAACAUGAGCUAAAACAGUGGUACAAAGGAUUUCUAAAGGAUUGUCCAAGUGGUAGACUGAACCUUGAGGAAUUUCAGCAGCUCUACGUAAAGUUCUUUCCAUACGGAGAUGCUUCAAAGUUUGCCCAGCACGCCUUCCGAACCUUCGACAAGAACGGAGAUGGCACCAUCGACUUCAGAGAGUUCAUUUGUGCACUGUCCAUCACCUCAAGAGGCAGUUUUGAGCAAAAACUAAACUGGGCCUUCAACAUGUACGACUUGGAUGGUGAUGGUAAAAUUACGAGAGUGGAAAUGCUGGAAAUUAUAGAGGCCAUCUACAAAAUGGUGGGCACUGUGAUAAUGAUGAAGAUGAACGAGGAUGGUCUGACGCCUGAGCAACGGGUAGACAAGAUUUUCAGCAAGAUGGAUAAGAACAAAGACGACCAGAUCACACUGGACGAAUUCAAAGAAGCUGCAAAGAGCGAUCCUUCCAUUGUAUUACUCCUGCAGUGUGACAUUCAAAAAUGAGCUUGUGUGCAAUGCAUCACAGACUGCACAGAAGUUUAAAUGUUCCAUUCAGUUUGCAGCUAUUUCCACACACACACACAAAAAUUUGCUUGGACUACCUAUAAAUGGACUUGCUUCUUGUGUUUGAAACACUUGUGUGCAUGAGAAUGUCAUUUGCUAAAGAAUUUUAAAAGUAUAUAUUAUAAAAAUAAACUGCCACAACGUGACGUGUGCAAUGUCAUUUCAUAACAACCCCAUUCCUCUGAAGCCUGUGCAGCAGUCCUGUGCUGCAGUGAAUUAUAUUAUUUAUUGUUCAUGUUUUACUGAUGCUAGCUCUGUGUCUCCUAGACUGAGUAAUGUUAGUGACACUGAAUUCCCAAGGUAAUGUUAACUGUUUAUUAUAAAUCAUGUCACCAUUCUGCUGUAAAGUAGUACUGGACAGACAGAGGGGAAGAUGUCCUCAGUUCUUAAGUCUGAUCCACACAUGUGCUUGUAUUGUCAGUGGAUAUAAAUGUACUUCAUUUGCAUGCCUUUUAGGUUUGCCUUAAUUCUUACCUCAUUUGCAUCCCUUCAAUCUGGAAAGAGCUAUGUCAGAGGAAUGCAGUAUAAACAAGCAAAUCCUGCUAAAAUGCUCCCUUUAAUUAAAAGUAUAUAUAAAUAUAUAUAUAUAUAAUGUUCAAAAUAUUGUUUUAUUGGAAGUUUAAAGGUUUUAUUGAAAGUGUAUUGAUCUUUGCCUGAAUUUUCAAAAGCUUCCACAGAGGUUGCAAUAUAUAUGUCCCAAAAUAAAUUUAUAAUAUUUGACCUUUUCCCCUAAUUCUUAUUUCAUAUCUUCAGCAUGGUAAUAGAGGGAAAAAAAAAGAAAAAAAAAAAAGAUUCCAAGCUCUUGCAGUUAUCUGUCGUUGUACUCCUGGGAAAUAUGUAUUUUAUUACGAAAGCAUGAAGAAAUUUCUUUGCACUCGCUCAUUGGAAGAGUCGUAUUAUACAAAAACAAAAGUUGUAGUUCUUGUAUUUGCCAAGAGAGCAGCUGUUUAUCCUCUAAGAUGUUGAUGCUAAGGUUUAACAGUAUACCUACUACACCUGUGUUUACAUAACUUUUUAAGCUAGCUGUAAGUCAAAUACAAUUUAUUUGCUUGGCCUAA
Molecule: messenger RNA, 1766 nt
Organism: Struthio camelus australis
Lineage: Eukaryota; Metazoa; Chordata; Aves; Struthioniformes; Struthionidae
Gene: VSNL1
Product: visinin like 1
Molecular function (GO): calcium ion binding
Source: RefSeq, a predicted model, not a curated record